CCUCCAUGGCCAAGCAGCUCGGCCGGGACCAACAGGGCAUCACCCUGCGGGGCAGUGCCGACAUCGUCGCCGAGUUUUUCUCCUAUGGAAUCAACAGCAUCCUCUACCAGCGGGGCAUCUACCCCCCCGAGACCUUCACCCGCGUCCAGAAGUACGGGCUCACCCUCCUCGUCACCACCGACUCCGAGCUGAAGAACUACCUCAACAACGUGGUGGAGCAGAUGAAAGAGUGGAUGUACAAGUGCAUCGUGCAGCGCCUGGUGGUGGUCAUCUCGAGUAUCGACGACAAUGAGGUCCUGGAGCGGUGGCAGUUUGACAUAGAGUGUGAUAAAACCGCAAAGGAUGAGAGUGCACCAAGAGAAAAAUCUCACAAAGCUAUUCAGGAUGAAAUUCGAUCUGUUAUCAGACAAAUAACUGCCACAGUAACUUUUCUGCCACUGUUAGAAACUGCCUGUGCCUUUGACUUGCUGAUAUACACAGAUAAAGACUUGGUAGUGCCAGAGAAGUGGGAAGAGUCGGGACCACAGUUCAUAGCCAAUUCAGAAGAGGUUCGUCUUCGUUCCUUCACCACUACAAUCCACAAAGUGAAUAGUAUGGUGGCUUACAAAAAGGAUUCCUUCCCCUAAAGACAUGGAGGGUUUUGUAUAUACUGUCACCUUGUACAGUUUCUGUUCCUAGUGCAGCUAAGUCAUGAACACAUUGUUACUGUUGCUCUUGCUCAAGUAUGAUACAGACAAAAGGUAACACCAGACCAAUCUGGCAUUGUUUUUAAAAAGGUCUAAAUAAGGCAUGAUAGUUCAACUCUGAGCUAAACUAAUGGUGGGUUCAGUUACUGCAUUCACUGGAAAAACUGCCUGAACGUAGGAUUAAUUGAUAGAACUGUGUUCAGAUACUGCAAUUUAGUAGUUUAUUAUAAACUGCAUUCUUUUAGCAGGCUUAAAUUCUCUCUGGAACUAAACAUGAUCUUGAUCUUGACAUGCCCACUCAUGUUAAAAGCCUGGGCUGCUUUAUUACCAGAAACAAUUCUACAAAUGAAUCAGUAGAAAAGUUACUUGUACCUCUUUAUAAUGAAAAGUAGCUUGUUUAUCAGGAAAAUCUUAAAUAUAUGAAGCCUUGUACAGUAACAACUGCUGGACCCUAGUUCUGGGGGAUGAUGUUCUAAGUUGGUUUAUGUUUCUAGUGUCUGUCAAGUGUUUUCUAUGUUUGUAUUCUUGUUUUACAGAAUAAAGUUUCACGUUGUAUAGUGUUCUCUAAAUCAGUCUGGAGUAGUUCAUAUUUUAGGUAGUUUUAUGAAUGAUACAUUUUAGUUUACAGCUGUCAUAGAACUAAUGCCCUAAAGCUAUCACUACUUUAACUGUUCCCUCUGCGUUUCAAAACGGGCUGUAGUGAAAUGUAUUUAUGGAUUAAUAGUUUGCCCCCACUAUUACCUUCAGUGAACAGUAUGAAGUCAGUGACCUAAUGAUUAAGCACAGUGCCCUCCAUAGUGGAUAAAUAGCAUAGGAUUCUAUUUCCAUUCUUCAUGUUUGGUUGUUCUGAAAAAAUUAGGGAUUUAAAACUAAGCACUAACAUAGCUUUCAGGCUCUGCCCCAUCUGUUCAUUUUCUUCACCAAGUUCACUUCGGCCAGAAUAACUUUUCCCGCUCUAGUUCUGGAGUUAUAGAAAAGUCUUUCUGUUUUAACAGUAUAAUUUUAAAAGUUUAUUUAAAAACACUGAUUACAUGUACUCUACCACUGUAUUACAGUUUCUGGGCUUUCCUACCAAGGAGUAGUUCUCUUCAGCAGUCCUAACCUAGCAGAAUUUGAGAAGGUAGCCUUUUACAAAACAGUAGCACAAAAUCAUUGUUUUUUAAAAUAAAUACAAUCUAGGUACUUCAAAAAAGAAUGUUACAUUACUCACUACUAGGGCUUGUAUUGCAGUAACAGGAUUACUGCGUGUUUUUUUCUGCUUGUUGGCAAUAAUCUUAAAGCACUACCCCUUUACACCUAGGAGGAGGUGUACUUCAAGCAGUGCACCUUCCAGAACCUCCCCUGGGGAGCACUCACUGCUUUGGUGCAGUCUAAGUCAACUGUAACAAAUUUUCAUCAGGAACUGAUCACCACUGCUUCACAGCAAAUAUGAGGGCAGGAGAUGAUAGAGCCAGCAGUAAUGAGCAUAAAAAGACUUGUUUUACAGAAAUAAAGUCAGAUUGCUCAUGGAAGUUCAAGUCCCUUCUUUCUUGUACCAAAUAACAUUUAUCUUCUCUAAGAAGGACCAGCACAAAGUCCAUCACCAUCAUCUGUAUUUUUUCUCUUUUUUCAUAGAGGCACCAACA
Molecule: messenger RNA, 2311 nt
Organism: Athene cunicularia (burrowing owl)
Lineage: Eukaryota; Metazoa; Chordata; Aves; Strigiformes; Strigidae
Gene: MAD2L1
Product: mitotic arrest deficient 2 like 1
Exons: 5
Coding region: 6-626 (206 amino acids)
Biological process (GO): mitotic spindle assembly checkpoint signaling
Cellular component (GO): kinetochore; cytoplasm; nucleoplasm
Source: RefSeq, a predicted model, not a curated record